AUGCGGUUCAGUAAGAAGGGCAAGCUCAGCCCGAGAUAUAUUGGACCUUAUGAGAUUCUUGCGAAGAUUGGAUCGGUGGCUUAUUGGUUAGUGCUACCACCAUCUUUGGAUGGCGUGCCCGAUGUCUUCCAUGUGUCUAUGCUGCGGAAGUAUGUGCAUGACCCUAGUCAUGUUCUAUCUCAAGAACCACCAGAGCUGGCAGCAGAUAUGUCAUAUAAAGAACAACCUGAAAAGAUCUUGCACAGCAAGGUGGUAAAUCUCCGUGACGGGUACUUUGCCGGCCUAGAUGUACAGUCGGCGGAGUACGAUGGUAUUGGUAUAGAGGAGCCUGAGUACGUGUCAAAGGAACACGGCUAUGGUUACCCCUGUGAUGAUUAUGCUUAUGGGCACUGA
Messenger RNA from Telopea speciosissima, 393 nucleotides. RefSeq lists its product as uncharacterized. The transcript has 2 exons. NCBI's taxonomy places the organism in Eukaryota, Viridiplantae, Streptophyta, Magnoliopsida, Proteales, Proteaceae. The coding region runs from base 1 to 393 and encodes 130 amino acids. The record is from RefSeq and is a predicted model, not a curated record.